Messenger RNA from Fundulus heteroclitus (mummichog), 2707 nucleotides. RefSeq names its product transcription factor 7-like 1-A. The coding region runs from base 709 to 2346 and encodes 545 amino acids. Lineage: Eukaryota; Metazoa; Chordata; Actinopteri; Cyprinodontiformes; Fundulidae. The transcript has 12 exons. Gene Ontology annotation, cellular component: beta-catenin-TCF complex; catenin-TCF7L2 complex. The record is from RefSeq and is a predicted model, not a curated record. Gene Ontology annotation, biological process: canonical Wnt signaling pathway; regulation of transcription by RNA polymerase II. Gene Ontology annotation, molecular function: DNA-binding transcription factor activity, RNA polymerase II-specific; RNA polymerase II cis-regulatory region sequence-specific DNA binding.
GCUGUGCUGUGCUGCUCUCAGAUCAGUCAGAGUCCUCCCCGCCCCGCUGGGCUCCAACAGCAGCUCCACUCCGCAGCCUUUUCCUUCCACUUCCACUCCACCUCAGAGCCACCGACCAGGCUGGCGGUUCCCACGCCUCCGCACCGCCAAACCAACAAGCUGCAAAGGAGUCAGAACGGCUGAAACCCCACUUUUUAGGGAAUUAUGCUCAUUUCAGAUGGGACUAAAGAUGCUGGAAUUCAAUCAGACCGAGCCUCGACUUUUUCCAACAAAGUAACUGGGCAGCAGAAGUGGACGUAAACUUUUUUUUGGACUGUUCACAGUCCUAUAAUGGUCACGGCUUCCCAGUGGGUUAUGAGUUGCGUGUACUUUUGAAUCUUUUUAUGAGAGCCGUGUUUUCCGUGGACUGUUUUCCAAGUGGGAAAAAACGACAGAGCGACUUCCACGGCUCAGGAAUUGGACGCCAGCAGCGGAAGGGUCCGUGAACGCCGCAGGUAGCUAGCUAACUUGGUAGCGACUUUGGACGGUUGUUUCGAUAUUUACCGGCAGACGUGAGAGGCACAACAGGCGUGAUUCUGCCUAAACGGGGGAUCGGGGGUGUUCGGCAUAUUGCUGACGUGAGCUAAAUGCUCUGUGGGAGCUAUCCCAGGCUCGCAGGUUGUUUAAACAAACUCGGUCCGGGUUAGCCUCCGCAGCUAGCGUCCCAGCAUGCCGCAGCUGAGCAGAGACGGGGACGACCUGGGGGCUAGCGAUGAGCUGAUCGCCUUCAAAGACGAGGGGGAGCAGGAGGACAAGCCCAACGUGUCCUCGGAGCGGGACUUGGAUGACGUCAAGUCGUCCCUGGUCAACGAGUCCGAGACCACCAGCGGCUCAGAUUCGGAGGCAGACAGACGCCCCAAGCCCCAUCCAGAUGCCGGGAGCAGGGCCAGGCUUGGCCAGUUGUUUGAGGAAGGGCUGAGGAAGCAGCAGGGCGCUGGCCUAUACCAGCCGUCGCCGUAUGUCGGCUAUCCCAUCUUCAUGAUCCCGGACCUCGGGAACCUCUGCAGUCCCUACCUCACAAACGGAGGUCUCGCUUCGAGCGGCCGGACGUACCUGCCGUUUCAGUGGCCCCUUCUCGAUAUUCCAGGAAGAUCAGCUAUCAGAGAUUCUGCUGCUCCCACACACCUGUCCAACAGUGUCCCUGUGGUGCAGCACCCCCACAUGACCCACCUCCAUCCUUUGCUGUCAUACAGUCCUGAGGCGUUCUCCCCGCAGAGGGCUUCACCGGGGUUCUCUCCUGAGCCAGGAAUGUCGAGGAGCCCUCACACGGCCUGUUAUCCAUCUUCUCCUGGAGGCAUGACUCCCCUCCCACACCCACUAGGAUGGCUGCCAGGCCAGCCCAUGUAUCCCAUGGCAGGGGGGUUCUCACCUGCAGCUCUGUCAAGUCUGGUGUCGAGCAGCUUCUCUCCACGCUUGGUGCCGACCCCCCAGUCGUCUAUGCCUCAUCCUGCCGCAGUGAAGCAGGAGCCUGGAUGCAGUAACAGCCAACAGCCUGGCAAAUCCACCUCCAGCUCUGAGCAUGACAGGGAGGAGGAGCGAAAGCCCCACAUCAAGAAGCCGCUGAAUGCUUUCAUGCUCUACAUGAGGGAGGAGAGGCCUAAAGUUGUGGCUCAGUGCAAAGUGAAAGAGAGCGCCACCAUCAACCAAAUCCUGGGCCAGCGGUGGCAUUCUCUGCCCAAAGAGGAACAAGCCAAGUAUUAUGAUCUGGCUCGCAAAGAGAGACUCCUUCACUCCAAGCUGUACCCCAACUGGUCCGCCAGAGACAACUAUGGGAAGAAGAAGAAGAGGAAGAGGGUGAAGAGUGAAACUCAGCUUGAAGUUGCUGCAGCUGCAGACGACUUCCCUCCACAGCUUAAGAAACCUCGGGAGGAGCCGCCACACACACAGACGUCACACACGCGACCUCACCUGACGCAUCCACACACCGUGUCCCAUCUGACGCACACCCAUCUCUCCCAAGCCAGCCCUGCCUCCUCCUUGGACUCCCCGGCAACCCCCACCACUGCGCUGGCCUCCCCCGCCGGACCGGCUGCCACACACACUGAGCACACGCACUCCUCCUACAGCUACAGCGGACACAGCUCGCCGUUUGGCGAGCAGCUGCAGCCGCUGUCCCUCACCACCAAGCCCAGCCGCACCGCCCAACCUGUGAGCCACAACGUCGCAACUCCAGGACCCUCCACGCCCUCCUCCACAGACACACCCACCUCUUCACCCCCCGCGUCCUCCUCCAGGAGAUCCCCACAGCCUCCUCUGCUGGUCUCUCACCCUUUCCUUGUCCCACCUCCUACAACCUCUCACAGAUGAGCUGCCAACUCCCUCGCUCUGAACAGCCAGUCAGCUUGAAGGAUCUGACACAACAGAGAAACGUGCCUCUUUCUAAAUGCUGUAAAUAAGCUUCUUUUUAAAAAGAAACCCUUUUUAUAGACCUAUUAUAUUUUGUACUAGUAUGAAAAGGACAUAUUUGGUCAAUAUUUGACUGCAUUUAAAACUGUAUUUUUGACUAUUUCACUUUUUCUACUGAUGAGGAGGAAACGAUUUGUUGGACGUGAAUGUGACGUGUGGCACAACAUUGGUUUCAGAAAGGCUUUUUUUCACAUUGUAGUUCUUCAUGUAAAGCUAGGGUUUUGGUUCCUUGUGUUAAUAAAUUCCCACUGAGUGCUAUCAC